Molecule: messenger RNA, 1542 nt
Organism: Hansenula ciferrii
Lineage: Eukaryota; Fungi; Ascomycota; Saccharomycetes; Phaffomycetales; Wickerhamomycetaceae
Gene: VMA2
Product: H(+)-transporting V1 sector ATPase subunit B
Exons: 1
Coding region: 1-1542 (513 amino acids)
Biological process (GO): proton transmembrane transport; ATP metabolic process
Cellular component (GO): proton-transporting V-type ATPase, V1 domain
Molecular function (GO): proton-transporting ATPase activity, rotational mechanism; ATP binding
Source: RefSeq, a predicted model, not a curated record
AUGUCUCUCUCUGAUAAAGAAUUGUUCGAAUUGAACAAAAAAGCAGUUACUGAAGGUUUCAAAAUUAAACCAAGAUUAAAUUAUAAUACUGUGGGAGGUGUUAAUGGUCCUUUAGUUAUUUUGGAAAAUGUUAAAUUCCCAAGAUUUAAUGAAAUUGUUAAUUUAACUUUACCAGAUGGUACUGUAAGAGCUGGUCAAGUCUUGGAAGUUCGUGGUGAUCGUGCUGUUGUUCAAGUUUUUGAAGGUACUUCAGGUAUUGAUGUUAAAAAAACAAGAGUGGAAUUUACUGGUCAAAAUUUAAAAAUCCCAGUUUCUGAAGAUGUCCUUGGUCGUAUCUUUGAUGGGUCCGGUCGUCCAAUUGAUAAUGGUCCAAAAGUCUUUGCAGAAGAUUAUCUUGAUAUUAAUGGGUCACCAAUUAAUCCUUAUGCAAGAAUUUAUCCAGAAGAAAUGAUUUCUACAGGUAUUAGUGCAAUUGAUACAAUGAAUUCAAUUGCAAGAGGUCAAAAAAUCCCAAUUUUUUCAGCUUCAGGUUUACCUCAUAAUGAAAUUGCUGCACAAAUUUGUAGACAAGCAGGUUUAGUUCGUCCAACAAAAGAUGUUCAUGAUGGUCAUGAAGAAAAUUUUUCAAUUGUUUUUGCUGCAAUGGGUGCAAAUUUAGAAACUUCAAGAUUUUUUAAACAAGAUUUUGAAGAAAAUGGGUCCUUAGAAAGAACUUCAUUAUUUUUAAAUUUAGCAAAUGAUCCAACUAUUGAAAGAAUUAUUACUCCAAGAUUAGCUUUAACUACUGCAGAAUAUUUAGCUUAUCAAACUGAACGUCAUGUUUUAACAAUUUUAACAGAUAUGUCUUCAUAUGCUGAUGCUUUAAGAGAAGUUUCAGCUGCAAGAGAAGAAGUUCCAGGUAGAAGAGGUUAUCCAGGUUAUAUGUAUACAGAUUUAUCAACUAUUUAUGAAAGAGCUGGUAGAGUUGAAGGUAGAAAUGGUUCAAUUACUCAAAUUCCAAUUUUAAGUAUGCCAAAUGAUGAUAUUACACAUCCAAUUCCUGAUUUAACAGGUUAUAUUACCGAGGGGCAAAUUUCUGUUGAUAGACAAUUAUAUAAUAGAGGUAUUUAUCCUCCAAUUAAUGUUUUACCUUCUUUAUCAAGAUUAAUGAAGAGUGCUAUUGGUGAAGGUAUGACAAGAAAAGAUCAUGGUGAUGUUUCAAAUCAAUUAUAUGCUAAAUAUGCUAUUGGUAGAGAUGCUGCAGCAAUGAAGGCAGUUGUUGGUGAAGAAGCUUUAUCUACCGAGGAUAAAUUAUCUUUAGAAUUUUUAGAAAAAUUUGAAAAAACAUUUAUUAAUCAAGGUGCUUAUGAAAAUAGAUCAAUUUUUGAAAGUUUAGAUCAAGCUUGGUCAUUAUUAAGAAUUUAUCCAAAAGAAUUAUUAAAUAGAAUUUCUCCAAAAAUUUUAGAUGAAUUUUAUGAUCGUUCUCAAGAUCAAGAAGAUGGUAAAGAUGAUGAAGAUGAAGAUAAAAAUGUUGAUAAAUCAAAUGAUCAAGAUUUAAUUUAA